Molecule: messenger RNA, 2517 nt
Organism: Magallana angulata
Lineage: Eukaryota; Metazoa; Mollusca; Bivalvia; Ostreida; Ostreidae
Exons: 5
Coding region: 56-2395 (779 amino acids)
Source: RefSeq, a predicted model, not a curated record
AUCAAGAUAAAUGUAGUUAACGUUUUUUCAAGGAGCAAAAUAUGUGAUCAGUACAAUGCGGUGGCAUAUCUCUCUGUCCACAAUCGCUGAAGAAGAGGACUCUUCGAAAAGUGACGAGGCAGUGGGGCAAUUUACCUCUGUAUCAUCAACAAGAGAAGCAAACAGCACAUUAAUGUACUGUGAUUUAAACUUAGAACUCGAGAGGAAAAUUAAUUCUGACUCAAUGUUUAACCUUUCAAAAUCACCCCUGCAACCAAGCUCAAAGGACUCACCAUUUUGUUGUGCUGCAUCAGUGUCUUUAGAUCUGGAACAUACGGGCAGCGAGGUUGAGUCUAAUUUUCAAAAGCGUAUCAAAAAUACGUGCGAAAACAUUUUCGUAAGAGAAAACAAGAAAGAAAACAAAAUCAACAAAUACAUGGAAAUAAACCGAGACAACCUAUCGCAAAAUGCAAACACCACCCCAGAGCCAGGUAUCGAUGACAGUGGAGAGACUACUGAUUUAAAGAUGGCAUCCCAGGUUGGAACCAAUUUUGGAGAAAAUACAGUACCUCCAGACUAUCAAAACGAGGCGAAAAAUGAGGAGCUGAGCUUUGAGACAACUCCUCCGUCUUCUUUGGAAGAAAAGUUUGGACACUUGUCAAUCUUUGCACCACAAGUCGGCAAAGAAAUUCAAAACAACUCCGACAUGGAGUCUGUGUCAAGGGCUCUAGUCAGUACCAUGUUGGAGAAGUGCAUCGAGAGUAUCCAAAAACCGACUGUGAACAGUCGUCUUUCUGGUAGGAACACCCCAAAUACUGGUACCCCAGUCCUCAAGACGAGGAUCGAAUACUCUUCACAGGAAAUGGCACAUCUGGAAAGCGAGCUAGAGAAGAAGAUUUCGUCGGAAAAAAGAAAUAUAGAACGAGAGAACGACUGUCAGUUUAGCCACGGCGAUGGCGAGGCUUUGCAGCAAUCGGCAGACGAUAUCGAGAUUCUUCGGCGGCAAAGGAUGGAAAGGUUGCAGCAGCUGAGGAGCAUGCUGGAACAGAAGAAAACAGAGCGGAAGGAGUUCGAGAAGGGCUUAGGGAUGAAGUAUGCGAUGAAGGACGAAAAAGAAAUUGUCAAAAUGGAGCAAAUUGAAGAGGAGCGAGAGAUAGAAGAAGACAAAGAGGGCGUGGCUAUAGCCAAGGCACCCACCCACGUGGAUGUACUCACCGCGCCCACCCGUAGGGGGAUCCGGAGUAUCUACAGCGAGGUACAGCGGACCCAGUCCUCCGCCAGCUCGGACAGUUCGGACAUCACUUGCACUGAUACCGAAACAUGUGAUGAGAACGACCUGGUCGUGCUUUCUGACCUUGAGCUGAGGACAUACACCGAGGAGAACACUGAAUCAGGGGCCAGCCCAUCCUACACCGAGAAUGUCAAUGGAGGUAACUUAAGGCAAGACUCUCCGAGUGCCUCGGUGUUCAACAAGGCAGCAUCAACCGGAAGUGCCAAAACCGAGAAAACUAGGAAGGCGAUGAAGGAUCCUUAUGCAAAGUAUGAACAUGUGAGGAGGAACCAGCAUGUUGGGGAUUUGGAAGCUCCCUUUGUAGCAAAUACAAAAGUUCCAGAUACCAGAUUCUGGAAGGAUUUGAAUGAGAACAAAGUCGUAAUUGCCAACAAGUUUGUGAUGAACGCAGGUGAAAACAGUGAAGAUUUUCAGGAGAUAUCGAAAUGGGUCACCAGAGACAUGUGUCCAGCUGAAGAAAGCGAAAUCACCAGUUUUUUCGAGAACAGUACUUCAUGUUCUUUUCCCGCCAAAAUAUCACAGAAACUAAAAUGUGCCAAAGAUAUCGUCUAUCCCGAUGACUUGUUGCAAAAAACAAAGCAAACGAAAAAGAAAUUUACUGGAAUUGAUGCCAAAGAAAAAAGCAAAGAAAAGUCUAAGAGAGAAAAGUCUAAGAAAAAAUCACGAGAAACCUCUAAAUUAAAGGCAACAUCCACCCAGGCGGAAAGUGAGUCUGCUAGUAUGCAAACACACGCUUACUUUCGAAACCGUUUGCACACAGAAGACCCAAAAGAAGCAGAGGAAGAAAAGAGACGAGAAAUCCGAGACGCCGAGAAUCUAGUGUUCUUCCGAACCAUAGCGCGAGAUAGUGAGUACUGGAAGCCUAGCAUUCUAGAGCCACUUCCGGGCUCCAACGGAAGUUCUACGUCACAAAAGCAGCCACGCUUCACAAGUUACAGAGCCGCUAACUCAGGAUUUGCUAAAUCGAGUGAUAUCGAUAUGUUGUUGGGAGGCUCUCAGAGAAAAGAAAGCGCUAUUCCUAACGACCCUGAGAACUAUGUUAGUGAAAACCAGGCAGAAGAAAAUAUGUUGUUUUUCAAAUAUGUCGCAAGAAAUCGGUCAUUUUUUCAAUUCAAGGAAAGCUAAGAGACUCGAAAAAAUUAACACUGCAAAAUUCAUUUAUAUAUGAAAAGCUACAAAUUUCAAAUGAAUGUUAUACAAGUGCAUAUAAUAAACAAUAAAAGGAGCAAGUACAAUUUUUAAAAAUA